Fusarium venenatum is the source of this 1326-nucleotide messenger RNA. Its product is annotated as voltage-dependent anion channel-domain-containing protein. The record is from RefSeq and is a predicted model, not a curated record. Gene Ontology annotation, biological process: malate transmembrane transport. Gene Ontology annotation, molecular function: malate transmembrane transporter activity. Gene Ontology annotation, cellular component: membrane. NCBI's taxonomy places the organism in Eukaryota, Fungi, Ascomycota, Sordariomycetes, Hypocreales, Nectriaceae.
AUGGAACACCCCUCUUGUCGAGGCGCAACGCCAGCUGAUCCGAGCAUGGAUCGUGAUAGCUACAACCUCAACAAUUUGAUCAGCAACAGAACAUCCUUCCUCGACCCCAAUGAUCAAGACCCAACAACAGAUGUCGAGUCUGGCACAUCAACACCUUCACCCAGCAUCCGAAAGCAACAUGACUCUCAUACCAUAUGUGACAUCUACGAUCCCAAUCGACCGAAGCUCAAGUUACGCCAACGCUUGAAGCAUUUCACAUGGGCCUCAUAUACGCUGCCAAUGUCAACCGGAGGUCUAUCACUCCUUCUAUACGCCCAACCACACCAAUUCACUGGUCUACGGACUAUCGGUCUUGUCAUGUACAUUAUCAACUUGAUAAUCUUCACCUCAGUCAGCGUUGCCAUGGCAUCGCGGUUCCUGUUACACCAAGGCACAUUUGUCAAGUCUUUGACUCACCCCCGAGAAGGCUUCUUUGUGCCUACCUGUCUCCUAUCUAUGGCCACGCUCAUCACUAGUACCGACCGUUAUGCUAUAGCAAAAGACAACGCCAACCUUGUCUGGGCUGUUCAGGCAUCGUUCUGGGGAUACUUGAUCGUCGCCCUUGUUCUCGCCAUAGGCCAAUACAGCUAUGUCUUUGCAGCCCACAGCUUCUCACUCAACACAAUGAUGCCUACUUGGCUGUUGCCGGUCUUUCCUAUCAUGCUGUCUGGUACAAUCGCAUCUGUCAUUGCCGAAACCCAACCCAAUCUCGACGCCCUGACGAUCAUUGGCGCAGGACUUACAUGUCAGGGCCUUGGACUUAGUGUUGCCGUCAUGAUGUACGCACAUAUGAUUGGACGUCUCAUGCAAGCAGGACUUCCUAACAGGGAGCACAGACCCGGACUUUUUAUGUGCGUAGGUCCACCUGCAUUCACUGCUCUUGCAGUUAUUGGCAUGGCUAAUGGUAUGCCUGAGAGCUGGGACAUCGUUGGGGGUGACGGAGCUGUCACUGUAGCCAUCGUUAAGUUGAUCGCUGUCAUGAGCGCCAUCUUUUUAUGGGCCCUGAGCUUGUGGUGGUUUGGUAUCGCUGCCGUUGCUGUUAUUCAAGCCCCACCAAAGUAUUUCCAUCUCGGAUUCUACGCCAUGGUUUUCCCCAACACAGGCUUCACGCUGGCUACCAUCUCCAUUGGCAAGGCACUUGAAAGCAGUGCCAUAGGCUGGGUAGCAACUGGCAUGACCAUUCUUAUACUAUGCGUUUUCGUCUUUGUGUUUGUAAGCCAUGUUAAGGCUUUCAUCACUCAGGAUAUUAUGUAUCCAGGAAGGGAUGAGGAUGUUGAAGAUCAUUGA